UUUUCGAAGAAUGCUACUUCAAGGCAGCGGUAAAGGCUCAAGCAAUUAUCAACACGAGCAACAAGCAGCAAGCGGAAUUACAAGCACAGAAGCAAGCGGAAUUACAAGCACAGAUGCAAGCACAAGUGCAGGCACAGCAGCAAUUGGCGAAUGGACAAGAAGCCGCGCCACGGGAAAGCAGGUCACACGACGAUAGGAAGAACGAGUUGAAGUUACCAGAGAUAAAACUCCCGGAAUUCAAAGGGGAAUACACGCAAUGGCCGUUUUUCAAAAACAGUUUUGAGAUGACAAUCCACCAGGUUGAUUAUCUGACGCCUAUGCAGAAGCACCAAUAUUUGGUGGGCGUACUUCAGGGAGAAGCGCGGCAGGUAAUAGAAGGAUUCUCUAUUACAGAUAACAGUUACGAGAUUUCGUGGCAGUUGUUGAAGGACACGUACGACAAUCAGAUGAUGAUCCUCGAAACGCAUUUGGACGAGAUGCUCGAUUUCCCGAUUAUAACAAAGGAAAAUAAGGCGGAUUCCAUUCGGAAGUUUGUAUGGCACAUUCACACGCACAUAAAGGCACUGGAGAAGCUACACCAGCCGACAUCUCAAUGGGAUACACUCAUCAUACAUAUGGCGAAGAAAAAUUUGGAAUUUGCAGAACAACGCGAUUGGCAACAUCUUGUUAGAAAGAAAACACCGCAGGAUAUGCCGACACUUGAAGAAUUUCUGAAAUUCUUAACGGAGCGAUGCCACAGUCUGCGGAUGCUCAAGCAAAACAAAGAAAGGGUAACGAAUACAAAGACACCAGUAGUAAAGAAGGAAGGACGAAAGGAACAGGACACUGCAUCAAAUUGCAAGUCAUCGACAUGCCGAAAGUGCUCAAGUAAGCACAACACCAUUUUACAUCGGGAAUCCGAACAUGCAAAAAAGGAAGCUAGUUAUUCUGACACGGAAUCGACAGCUGGUCACAAGGAGACCCAAAGGGAACAUGAGACUCGAGCCUCAACGAACAGUGCAGCUAAAGCGGCAGUGAAUAUCUGCCACGUAAAGAUGGAAGCAACGGGGGUAAUUUUGCCUACCGCGAAAGUUUACAUCGUGGAUGACCAUGGAAACCGACAUCUCGGAAGAGCAUUGCUGGAUUCAGGUUCGCAAUCGAAUAUAAUAACUGAAGACUUCGUACGAAGAUAUAAGCUACCCUACACGAAGAACUCCAGACCAAUUAGCGGAAUCAAUCAGUCGCAAACUAAUGCUAACAAGGUAAGCAGGAUCAAAAUUGAGUCCACGCAGGAAGAAUUUUCUGCUACGAUAGAAUGCCUGGUGUUGAAAGCGAUCACGGAGGCGUUACCACAAAGAAGAAUCAAUGUGAGGAAACUGCACAUUCCGAAAAACGUACAGUUAGCUGAUCCAAAUAUUGAUGAACCCAGUAAUAUUGACUUACUUAUCGGCGGCGGGUUAUAUUGGAAGAUCCUUACAGGUACGACCAAAAAUCGGUUGGAAGGACAACCAGCAUUGCAAAACACUAAACUAGGAUGGAUUAUCGGUGGAGAGGUGCACGGCAUGCUUAACAACUCCUCGAACAUAAGCUUGGCAGUCACCAACGAUAUGCUAAGUAAACAAGUAGAAAGAUUCUGGACUCAGGAGAGCAUACCAGAAGAUCGGAAGUACACAGCAGAAGAAGAGGAAUGCGAGAGGUACUUCACGGAUACAGUGAAGAGGAACCCAGACGGAAGAUUUCUAGUGCGAUUGCCGAUGCGGUCAGAGGUAAUCCUGGGAAACAGCAGGGCAGCAGCGCUCAGGCGACUUCUUAUUAGGAGCGACGCUUCUUAA
Vollenhovia emeryi is the source of this 1811-nucleotide messenger RNA. RefSeq lists its product as uncharacterized. NCBI's taxonomy places the organism in Eukaryota, Metazoa, Arthropoda, Insecta, Hymenoptera, Formicidae. The annotation marks the transcript as partial. The record is from RefSeq and is a predicted model, not a curated record. The transcript has 2 exons.